CCGUCGACCACCGACGCGGAUGGAUGUGCUUGGUGGAGCGUUGCGUGCCGCGAUCACGUGACCACGUCGCCGCGAGUGUACAUACGCGCGAAUCAUAUUACGUAUUGUCGCUCCGCUAUUCGCGCAUUGUACGCGGAGAUAAAAAAUGUGAAUGCCGUCGACGUUGAAAAUGGUGCUACGCAUUGUGGUGCUCAUCCUUUCGGCGGUGCCGGCCCGAGGAUGGGGCAUCAACCACGCGCAGCCUGGGACCGGUGCCAAGUGCGAGCGGCUGAACGUAUCCUUCUGCCGGGGAUUGCGUUACAACAUGACAGCGAUGCCGAACUUCAUGGGCCACGAGGACCAAAAGCAAGCGGAGCGCGGGCUGGCGGCCUUCAUGCCACUGGUCCACUACAAUUGUUCGAGACACCUCAGGCUCUUCUUAUGCGCCGUCUUCGCCCCGGUCUGCUCGGAACAUGUGGCUAUACCGGCCUGCAAGUCCCUCUGCCUUUCCGUAAGAAGAGACUGCGAGCCGGCCUUAACCAGCCUCACGCUGCCGUGGCCGCACAUGUUGGAUUGCGAUCGCUUCCCUGAUCGCGGAACCGCAUUGUGCGUGCAGCCGCCGGGCGAAACGUUGGACGACACUAGUUCACCGAUACUGCCAACCGUUCAGCAGCAGUGGCCGGUGAUGCACGAACGACCGCCGCAGAUCUCCACGCGGAUGCAACAGCAACAGCAGCAUCAUCAGUGUCCACCGCAUUUCGUGCAAAUACCCGAUAUGGAAAUGGUUUCUUGCGCACCGCGUUGCGGCACCGACGCGUAUUAUCGCGCGGAAGACAAAAAGUUCGCCGAGCGUUGGAUGACCGGCUGGGCGUGGCUGUGCUUCCUCUCGACACUCUUCACCCUGUUGACCUUCUGGGUCGAGCCGUCCAGAUUUCGUUAUCCCGAGAGGCCGAUAGUCUUCCUGGCGCUCUGCUACAAUCUUCUCUCCAUGGCUUACAUCGUACGUGGUGCGGUUGGCGCUGAGAAUCUCAGCUGCGUCAGUCAGAUCGACGGGCCGAGUUACGUUCCAGUCCGCGAUGCGUUGAAGAGCGUGCCCUGUACCAUUUGGUGGCUGAUCAGACACUAUCUGGGACUGGCCAGCAACAUGUGGUGGGCGGUGCUGUGCGGUUGCUGGCUGCUGAGCGCCAGGAACGAGUGGAGCAGCGAAGCUCUUCACAACAUCGCGCCCUAUCUUCAUGCGGCCGCGUGGAUUCUUCCAGUAUUUUUCACAGGAGGAAGUCUGGUGUCGCGCAACGUGGUGGCGGACGAGCUGACCGGACUGUGCCAGAUCUCCGACGAGUCGGCGCUGUGGCUGGAGGUGCUGCCGCACGCUGUGCUGCUGCUGCUGGGCUGCGCGUUCGGUAGCGUCGCCGGAAGCGCGCUGGUCCGCGUGCGGAGGGCCGUGCGCUGCGCCGGACGCAGCGCGACGAAGCUGGAGCGCCUGAUGACGCGGCUAGGUAUCUUCGCGCUGUUAUACGCGCUGCCGGCGCUGGGCGGCCUGGUCUGCGUGCUGCACGAGGCCUCGGUGAGGCCGCGAUGGCGCAAACUGGCGCUACUGGCCGCCCUGGACUGCCGCGCGGCCCAGAACUGCGCGCCCGGCCCGGUAUACAGUGCCGCCGGCCUCGAGGUCGCCCUGCUCAGGCUCUUCUUGUCCCUCGUGGUUGGCGUCACCUCCGGCAUGUGGGUAUGGUCCGGCAAGACCUGCCGCGCCUGGAGCAGACUGCUCGCCGCGCCCAGCAAACCCGCCAGGAUACAAGGUCCUUUUCAGGGCUUCAAGCAGGACGACAACAUCGCCUGAAGUCUUGGAUUUGUUUUAACGAUGCGUUACUUAGAUGUCGAGGUUUCAUCUUGCGAAUAUGCUUUAAGUAUUUUAGACGUUUCCACGAUAUUGAGAUAUUUUGCGAAAGAGAUUAAUUUGAACGGUAGUGCAUAUUAUUGUGAUUUUUAUUUAUCUAUCAGAUCAUAUUAAUGACCGCGUGAAACAGUGUGUGAAACAUGUUACGAGCGAUUGCGCUUUGUACAUAUACGUUGUAUAUAUUGUAAAAAUAAUGUAUGUCUGCGCCUAGUGUGUAUUUUAACUCUCGAUUAUUUGGACUUGCGAUAUCGUUAAACUCGAUUUCUAAUAGAGUGGAAGCGUAUCUCGAUUGAUACGACUUCAAUAAACAUGAGUCAUUAUUUUUACGUACGCUAUUCUUAUUUUCUAUUUCAGCAUUGUCUCGUAAAACUAAUCUAAUUUCUAACAAUUUAUCAUUAUUUUUAUUCCAAUACUUUACAUUUGUCUGAAUUAGAUCAAAAUAAAAAGAAUAUAAUAAUAAUUUUAUUUGAACCAAUACGAAUUGAUUCUUACGUACUAGAAUUCGCAAUAUUUGUACCAUAAUAGAACAUUGUAAAUUGUAAAAUACUGGACAUGUAUACAUAUAAUUCGACAAAAGUAUCUGAAAGUAGAAUUCCCAAAAAAUCGAAUAAAACCAAAUAAAAUUGAAGGUACAUAUAAUAAAGAAUUUUAUUAGGAGUUGAUAAAAUAUAAAUCUCCAGUAGAAAAUAAUGUAGCUUUUUGAAUGUUUAUUUUUACACUUAAAAUUUUACAUAAAAUUUAUAUUAAUUUAAUAAGCAAUAAUAUAGAUUAAGUAAUUAUAUUCGUUAAUUAAGCCCAUCAUUCCUCAUUUGGGAUUUAUUUGAGACAUCAGCAAGGGAUCAGUCCGGCUCCUUGCAAGUACUUCAGGAAUCAGAAUUCAGACGGGCAGGUGAUUAGCCUCUGCAUCCUAGUCUGGUGUCAGGGCUGCUGACUUGAUGACGACCAGACUCGCCAGUAGUAGGUGUGUGGCAGAAUACUCUCGGUGGUUACCAUUUCCUUUCGAGAGGUAACGUUCGAAAAAAUCAGCGGUGUUCAUGGAUUUCAACUCGGAUUUGUUUGCUAAAUAGCGCACAUUUCUCUGCGCCAUGCUCGCCAUAAGUAAAUAGAUUACUUAUUUAUUAAUAUAAUUAAGUUAUACAAUUACUUAUCUAAUAUUUUUUAAAGCAACUCCGAAA
Vollenhovia emeryi is the source of this 3048-nucleotide messenger RNA. RefSeq names its product frizzled-9-like. Bases 152 to 1816 code for a protein of 554 amino acids. The record is from RefSeq and is a predicted model, not a curated record. The transcript has 6 exons. Gene Ontology annotation, molecular function: Wnt-protein binding; Wnt receptor activity. Gene Ontology annotation, cellular component: plasma membrane. Gene Ontology annotation, biological process: non-canonical Wnt signaling pathway; canonical Wnt signaling pathway. NCBI's taxonomy places the organism in Eukaryota, Metazoa, Arthropoda, Insecta, Hymenoptera, Formicidae.